Panicum virgatum (switchgrass) is the source of this 1154-nucleotide messenger RNA. RefSeq names its product serine/arginine-rich SC35-like splicing factor SCL33. Bases 210 to 845 code for a protein of 211 amino acids. The record is from RefSeq and is a predicted model, not a curated record. Gene Ontology annotation, cellular component: nuclear speck; cytoplasm. Gene Ontology annotation, biological process: mRNA splicing, via spliceosome. Gene Ontology annotation, molecular function: RNA binding. Lineage: Eukaryota; Viridiplantae; Streptophyta; Magnoliopsida; Poales; Poaceae. The transcript has 6 exons.
CCGCGCCCCUUGCCUCCGCGUCUCAAACCCCCUCGCGGUCGCGUUACUUCGGACCUCGGAAGCUUCUGGAGAUCCCCACCGCGCCCCUCGAGCCCUAGGAGAAAAAGGUACCGCUCCAAUCCGAGAGGCGCUUACGCCCCCGCCUGGAUUUCUGAUAGAACCCUAGCUUUUGCGAGGAGCCUCGUCUGGUUUGCUCCGCCGAGAUCAGCAUGGGAAGAAGGUACGAUUACAGCCCCUCACCUCCAAGAGGUUACAGGAGAAGAGCUCGAAGUCCAAGCCCUCAUGGUCGUUAUGGAGGACGUGCUAGGGACCUCCCAACUAGUCUUCUAGUGAGGAAUCUUCGCCGGGAUUGUAGGCCUGAUGACCUCCGUAGACCAUUUGGAAAAUUUGGCCGUGUUAAAGAUAUAUACCUUCCAAGGGAUUACUACACUGGGGAUCCUCGAGGAUUUGGGUUUAUCCAAUACUUUGAUCCUGAGGAUGCUGCUGAUGCAAAAUACCAUAUGGAUGGGCAUAUGUUUCUUGGAAGGGAAAUUACUGUUGUUUUUGCAGAGGAGAACAGAAAGAAGCCUACUGAGAUGAGGGCAAGGGAAAGAGUCAAUAGCCGAGGCCGUUCGUAUGAUCGGAGGUUGCGCUCAAGGUCGCCUGAGUACUCUGUCUCUCCAAGGGGCAGAUCGCGGUCCCGCAGCAGAAGCUACUCACCAGCACCUAAGCGAAAGCACCAUUCAAGGUCCCCAUCUCCUAGGGAGAGAUCUUUGUCGCGCUCACCAGUGGGCAGCAGAUCAAGGAGUGCCAGCCCUGCUGUUAAGUCUCCUCGCAGGGAGAGGUCUCUUUCUGUUAGCCAAUGAUGAUGCAUCAUCAGGGCUGAGUAGUGCUACAUGCAUGACGAUGUAGUUGCUGGCACACCGAAUGGAACCAUAUAUGAUCUGGAUUCUUUUUGUCACCCUACGCUGGGAGUGCUAAAAACAUGUAUGGUGUAUUUCAAAACAUUUGAUGAGUGUUUUGAGAAUGUAACGUACCUGUUGACUGGGUGCAGAGAUUUGAAGUGAUUUAUGACUCUAGUAUGGCACAAUACUUUGUUUUCGAUUGGCAGUGUUGUUGGAGCAGGUGAGCUCUCCGGAAAUGUUGAAUAUCAGGGGUUUGGAUGCGAGUGUUUA